AUGUGGUUCUACUUCAGAACAGCCUUUCAUCUCAAACAAAGCUCUGCUGAAAAUGAUUCAAUAACUGGAAACCAGGACAUUCAAAUUAGAGAAAAUAUCAAUGCUUCUAGUUUAGGAUCCGCCAAUCAAACUUCACAUUCUUCAAGCGAAAGAGAUGUAAGACCUGAUCCAAAUGAUAACCUUGAUUCAUUCUUAUCUUUUAGUCCUGCUUCUACUCAGGAAAGAAGAGAGAAGAAAAUUAGGGUUGAGCAAUUGAAAGGGAAAAUGCUCGUGAUGAAGCAUUCAAACCAAAAUGCUCCAGGUGAUCAUCCUGAAAUGUUCUUUAGCAAGACUGGGAAGAAAUUCAUAGAUAAAUAUGGGGAUUGUUCUAGCAUCAUGAUGUGGGGAUAUGAUGCUGAAAAGAAAAUGUGGAUCAUUAAGCAAAAAAGCGGACGAAUUGAAUAUUAUGAGAAGAAAGUUGACUUCUUUUCUUGGAAAUUUUUUUGCUCUUUCUGA
Lactuca saligna is the source of this 495-nucleotide messenger RNA. Lineage: Eukaryota; Viridiplantae; Streptophyta; Magnoliopsida; Asterales; Asteraceae. The record is from the annotation of a GenBank genome assembly.